AAGCAAAGGAUAGGGCAAGGGUUUGCCACAAUUUGUGGGCGGUGGUUGCGUUUCUUGGCUUAUUUCGGCAGCAACGAUGCAGAUCUUUGUGAAAACCCUCACCGGCAAGACGAUCACCCUCGAGGUGGAGAGCUCGGACACCAUCGACAAUGUUAAGACGAAGAUUCAGGACAAAGAAGGGAUUCCUCCGGACCAGCAGCGUCUCAUCUUCGCUGGUAAGCAGCUAGAGGACGGCAGGACCUUGGCGGACUACAACAUCCAGAAGGAGUCGACUCUCCAUCUCGUCCUGAGGCUGCGCGGCGGGAUGCAAAUCUUCGUGAAGACCCUCACCGGCAAGACCAUCACUCUGGAGGUGGAGAGCUCGGACACUAUUGACAACGUCAAGACGAAGAUCCAGGACAAGGAAGGAAUUCCUCCGGACCAGCAGCGUCUCAUCUUCGCUGGUAAGCAGCUAGAGGACGGCAGGACCUUAGCGGACUACAACAUCCAGAAGGAGUCGACCCUCCAUCUCGUCCUGAGGCUGCGCGGCGGGAUGCAAAUCUUCGUGAAGACCCUCACCGGCAAGACCAUCACUCUGGAGGUGGAGAGCUCGGACACUAUUGACAACGUCAAGACGAAGAUCCAGGACAAGGAAGGAAUUCCUCCGGACCAGCAGCGACUUAUUUUCGCUGGGAAGCAACUCGAGGAUGGACGCACCUUGGCGGACUAUAACAUCCAGAAGGAGUCGACCCUCCACCUUGUGCUUCGUCUUCGUGGAGGGAUGCAGAUCUUUGUCAAGACACUCACAGGGAAGACGAUCACUCUGGAGGUGGAGAGCUCAGACACCAUCGACAACGUGAAGACUAAGAUCCAGGACAAGGAGGGGAUUCCACCGGACCAGCAGCGACUUAUCUUCGCCGGGAAGCAGCUCGAGGAUGGCAGGACAUUAGCCGACUACAACAUCCAGAAGGAAUCGACGCUUCAUCUUGUUUUGCGGCUCCGUGGAGGCAUGCAGAUCUUCGUCAAGACCUUGACAGGCAAGACGAUCACUCUGGAGGUGGAGAGCUCGGACACGAUCGACAAUGUCAAGACCAAGAUCCAGGACAAGGAAGGCAUUCCUCCGGACCAGCAGCGUCUCAUCUUUGCCGGGAAGCAGCUCGAGGAUGGGCGUACUCUGGCAGAUUAUAACAUCCAGAAAGAGUCGACCCUCCAUCUCGUCCUUCGUCUCCGUGGUGGCCAAGCCUAAACACUCUCUCCCAUGUCAUUUCAAAUAACCUCUCUUCCAUUCUAAUAAAAACCUCACCGCUUUCUCUCA
Molecule: messenger RNA, 1294 nt
Organism: Selaginella moellendorffii
Lineage: Eukaryota; Viridiplantae; Streptophyta; Lycopodiopsida; Selaginellales; Selaginellaceae
Product: polyubiquitin
Exons: 2
Coding region: 77-1225 (382 amino acids)
Biological process (GO): modification-dependent protein catabolic process; protein ubiquitination
Cellular component (GO): cytoplasm; nucleus
Molecular function (GO): protein tag activity; ubiquitin protein ligase binding
Source: RefSeq, a predicted model, not a curated record